AAUGGGCGGGGCUUAAGCAUGAAUGGAAGAGCAAGUAUUGGGGGCGGGGUGGGGCAGCGACAGUCCCCUGUUGGCAGCGGCGGGAGCAGUUUGUCCCCGGGAGAUUUCGACUCACGCCGUCGACUUUCAGCUCCUUGUAAUACCAUCAACCAGAUAUCUCCGACCUCCCCUGUGCACCGAGCCUCCUCCCCCUCCCUCGGGAGGGACAAGAUGUCCUCCGACGCCUGGGUUUGCCCAAGCGAUAGACAACUUGCUCUCAGAGCAAAGUUGCACGCAGGCUGGUCGGUGAAAACAGCAAGCAUUAACCAUUGGAAGCAGCCACAGCCUUUAUCCAACUGCGAACAGGAGAAGAUAGUUUCCGUGAUACAGAGAGCUGAGGCUCUCGAAUAUAUUGAGAAGGAACGACUUCAGUAAGUUUUUGUUACACACAAAUAAAAAUC
Molecule: messenger RNA, 440 nt
Organism: Eurytemora carolleeae
Lineage: Eukaryota; Metazoa; Arthropoda; Copepoda; Calanoida; Temoridae
Exons: 4
Coding region: 19-414 (131 amino acids)
Source: RefSeq, a predicted model, not a curated record